Amborella trichopoda is the source of this 1824-nucleotide messenger RNA. The record is from RefSeq and is a predicted model, not a curated record. NCBI's taxonomy places the organism in Eukaryota, Viridiplantae, Streptophyta, Magnoliopsida, Amborellales, Amborellaceae.
UUUACUAAACAAACCCUAUAAAAAAGCAACGGUCACAAUAGUUGUGGGUAUCUGCAAAGUCCCAUUUGGAAGGUAUGUGUGAUUUUCCCUAAAAUAAAUAACCCGCCCGCAACACGAUCAAAUCUCUUAUCCUCUCUCUCUCUCUCUCUCUCUUUGCGGUUGGUGAAAUGGCGGAAGCGUGGUUGACCUUUCUCUGUGUCUCUCUCUCUGUUGCCGUAAGCUUCAUCUUCUUCUUUCUCAGACCAAAAGCGAAGAAAACCCUACCUCCAGGCCCUCCAUCACUUCCCAUCAUCGGCAACCACCUCCUCCUCCGUGGAUCAGGCAUCGACAUCGAGCUCGCCCUCCGUAAGCUUCCGAAGAAAUACGGACCUGUGUUUACCCUCCGCCUCGGCGGCGGCCUGUCCAUCUUCGUGGCGACACGCGCAGUUGCCCACCAGGCCCUGGUCCAGCAGGGGGCCAAGUUCGCGGACCGGCCCCCUGCCCCCCCUGUCUCUGCCGUCUUCACCAGCCAGCAGCACAACAUCAGCGCCGCCCCUUAUGGCCCUCUCUGGCGCGUGCUCCGCCGCAACCUCAUGUCUGAGACCCUCAUCCCCGCUCGUGUCAAGGCCUUUGCCCCGGCUCGCCAGUGGGCCGUCCAAACCCUCAUAGAAGCACUCCAUGAGAGGGCUCGCGAGGGCCCUGUGUGUGUGAUUGAGGCAAUGCGUCUUGCUGUGUUCUCGCUGUUGUUGUCCAUGUGCUUUGGCGAGAGGUUUGGCGACGAGGUGGUGAAGAAGGCGGAGGCUGCACAGCGGAGGCUGCUACUCAGCUUCUCGAAGUUCACUGUUUUCGCCCUUUUCCCCAGGAUAGGGAAAUUCAUCUUCAGGAAACUAUGGCAGGAGGUGCACGAUAUUAAACACCAGCAAGAGGAAGUACUAUUGCCUCUAAUUCGUGGGGCCGCAGAGAGGCAGACGGAGUUCUUCUCGUAUGCAGACUCGUUAGCAGUACUGGAGCUUCCAGACGGCCGGAAGCUGAGCGAGGGGGAGAUGUUAAGCCUGUGCUCAGAGUUCCUCAACGGCGGAACAGACACCACAAGCACCACCUUGCAAUGGGUGAUGGCCAACUUAGUUAAACACCCGGACGUGCAGGCCAAGGUUUACGAGGAAAUCGAGAAGGAAGGUGGGGUUGAUGAGGAGAAGCUGCAGAGGAUGCCAUACCUGAAGGCGGUGGUUACGGAGACGCUCCGGCUGCACCCACCCGGGCACUUUGUGCUGCAGCAUACGGUCACAGAGGAUUCGACAUUGGAGGGUUUCGUGAUACCCAAGGGGGCGGGCGUGAAUUUUAUGGUGAAGGAGAUGGGGGUGGAUCCAGAGGCAUGGGAGGAGCCAUUGGAGUUCAGGCCUGAGAGGUUUCUGGGAGGUUUGGAGGUGGAUUUGACAGGAAGCAGGGAGAUAAAAAUGAUGCCAUUUGGGGUUGGGAGGAGGAUUUGUCCAGGAAUGGCGUUAGCCAUGAUGCACCUCCAAUAUUUUGUGGGGCAUCUGGUCAAGGAGUUUGAAUGGAAGAGUGUUGAUGGAGAGGAGGUGGAUUUGUCUGAGAAGGCAGAGUUCACAGUAGUCAUGAGAAACCCACUCAAACCACUUCUCAUCCCAAGACCAACUUCAACUCACACCAAACAAAACUAACCGACCUAAAACCACAUCUGCAUCUAUCUUGUUAUGCUUUUCUCAGAUGCAAAUUUAUUUUCUCUUGUUUUGUUUCGCUUCAACUGUUUUUAUUUUAACUCAAAUUAUGUGCUGUGGUCUCUUGCUUUUUCCCCUUUUUUUUCUUAUAAAGCGUAUAUAUUUCAUA